Molecule: messenger RNA, 1037 nt
Organism: Polypterus senegalus (gray bichir)
Lineage: Eukaryota; Metazoa; Chordata; Cladistia; Polypteriformes; Polypteridae
Product: oxytocin-neurophysin 1-like
Exons: 3
Coding region: 12-482 (156 amino acids)
Cellular component (GO): secretory granule; extracellular region
Molecular function (GO): neurohypophyseal hormone activity
Source: RefSeq, a predicted model, not a curated record
UGCCAGAGGAGAUGUGGGCGAUGCCGAGUUUUUGCGCUCUCUGCCUAAUCAGUCUAUUCGCCGUCUCUGCGGCAUGCUACAUCUCAAACUGUCCCAUCGGUGGGAAAAGGGCAGCGAUUGACUACAAGAGGUGUCUCUCUUGUGGGCCUGGUGGUCGAGGGCACUGCUUUGGCCCCAGUAUCUGCUGUGGUGAAGAACUGGGCUGUUACAUUGGCACCUCGGAAACACUGAUUUGUCAAGAGGAAAAUUAUUUGCCUAUUCCAUGUGAAUCUGUAGGGAAGACAUGCUGGUUCGAAGAGGAGGAGGGACACUGUGCAGCUCCUGGUAUCUGUUGUAGUGAAGCAACCUGCCGUGUGGACUCUUCCUGCUUCGAGGAACCAUGGCCCAGCACAGGGUCACCUAUUCUGAUCACUGAAGAUCCACUCAGAUCAGGAAAGCUGCUCCUCAGAUUACUGAAGUUGACAGACAGACGUGGAUCUUAGAUGUUCUGCCACAUUAUCCAUCAAUUCUAUGUAAUGUGUGUGUUUUCGUUGUAUUUUACUCCAUUUUAUUUUACAAACAUUCUGUGUUUAACAAUUUAAAAAAUGAUUGUGUUAACAAUACAUUCAUGUUGGCGUUUAUGCAUUCCUGGAGGUUGUUGCAUACUGUUUUUGUGCAAAAAAAUGUGUUAGUAGUAAAAAUGAUCAAAAUAUUAAUAGUACAAUGAUUAAAAAUAUCGAUCCUUCACAGGCCAAUGGAUAAGUAUUAUCUGAGAGUCUGAAGUUAAAAAUUCAAAUAUCAACAUAAAGGAUUGCCUGGUAGACAUGUGGAAUUGAGAAGAGGUCCAGGUGUUGAGGUUACUGCUGUAGACCUUUUGGUUGGUAUGAUAAUACAAUAUUAUCAAGUUACCUGAAUUGUAUUAACAUGUAUGAAAAAAAGUUUGUGCUUUGUUUUUCACAAAAAUAUUUCUUCCUAUACACUGGCCGACCAUGUCCUCUUUAUUUUUAUUUAUUUAUUUUUUUAAUCUUUUAUUGAAUUUAUUAAAAGCAUAUAACAUU